AUGUCCGCCUUCCCCUCAACCCCCAUCGCCCGUCUAACCGGCCACAACGGCCCCGUCCACGCCGUCGCCUACUCCUCGGGCUCGCAAACCUACAUCCUCACCGGCUCCUCCGACCGCACAAUCCGCCUCUUCAACCCGCAAAAAGCACCCCCGACAUCCCCCUCCCAAACCCCAACCCCAGGCCUCGUCACAAAAUACACCGCCCACGGCUACGAAGUCCUCAGCCUCGCCGUCAACACCGCAAACGACAAAUUCGUCUCUACGGGCGGCGACAAGACCGUCUUCCUCUGGGACGUGCAAACCGCACACACGAUUCGCCGCUGGACCGGUCACGCCGGGCGCGUGAAUCGCGGGGUAUGGGGCGGCGAGGACGACGGCGUGGUCGUGACGGGGAGUUUUGACGGCUCCGUCAAGGUGUGGGAUGUCAAGAGUAGUAAUAGCUUCAAGCCGAUUAUGACGCUGGCCGAUGCCAAGGACGCCGUCACCGAUGUUGCCGUGCAGGGGCCGGAGAUUGUGGCGACAAGUGUGGAUGGGAGGGUGCGGUGCUACGAUGUGCGCAUGGGCAGGUGCCAAGUCGAUGUCAUAGGGCCACCGUGUACAUCCCUCAGUCUGAGCAAGAAGGGGACCGAGGUGCUGGUGAGUAGUCUGGACUCGAGCUUGCGGCUCAUGGAUCGCACCAGUGGCGAGUGCUUGAAGCGGUACGAGGAUCGGGCGUUUGUAAACAAGGAUUUAAGGGUGAGGAGUACUUUGGGCUUGAAUGACAGCGUGGUCGUUAGUGGGAGUGACGAUGGCAUGGUGGUGGUGUGGGAUGUCCUUGGUGGAACAUGUUUGCAUCGUUUCAAGCAUGGUGAUAUGCGCGAGGUGGGAAGUGCAUAUGCGGGCCAGACGCCUCAGGCCAAGGGGAAAAAGGAGGUUGUGAGUGCAGUGGCAUUUUGCCAGACGAGAAGAGAAUGGUGUAGUGCAGGUGGUGAUGGCAAUGUAGUAGUUUGGGGCAUGGGAAAAGGAGAUCGAGCAUGA
Plenodomus lingam JN3 is the source of this 1017-nucleotide messenger RNA. RefSeq lists its product as uncharacterized. NCBI's taxonomy places the organism in Eukaryota, Fungi, Ascomycota, Dothideomycetes, Pleosporales, Leptosphaeriaceae. Gene Ontology annotation, biological process: mRNA splicing, via spliceosome. Gene Ontology annotation, cellular component: catalytic step 2 spliceosome. The record is from RefSeq and is a predicted model, not a curated record. Gene Ontology annotation, molecular function: protein binding.